Entamoeba histolytica HM-1:IMSS is the source of this 1077-nucleotide messenger RNA. Its product is annotated as sphingosine-1-phosphate phosphatase, putative. NCBI's taxonomy places the organism in Eukaryota, Evosea, Mastigamoebida, Endamoebidae. Gene Ontology annotation, molecular function: sphingosine-1-phosphate phosphatase activity. The coding region runs from base 1 to 1077 and encodes 358 amino acids. The transcript has a single exon. The record is from RefSeq and is a predicted model, not a curated record. Gene Ontology annotation, cellular component: endoplasmic reticulum membrane.
AUGAUUAUACUCUUUAAAGAUUUACGUGAUUAUUUAUAUAAAACUGUCAUAAAAUCUAUGCCAAGUGUUUAUAAAUUACAAAGCAAGAAAAAUAAAAUUCUUGAUAUUUUUUUCUUAAUUAUGACUCAUUUGGCAGGUGUAGGUGUAUAUUGUGCUUUAAUUCCAACAGCAUGGUGGAUUCAUCCAUCAUCAGAAUCUCUUAAUAUUAGUAAUGACUUAUUAUAUCUAAUAUCAAUUACUACUUAUUUGGGUAAUUUUAUGAAAAAUUUAUUUGCUUGUCCAAGACCUUCUGGAGUAUGGCAACCUUUUAAAGAAAUUGAUUUUGGUUUACCAUCAACCCACACAAUGAAUGCUGUGGCAAACGGUCUAUUUUUUAUUAUUUAUCUAAAACCAAAUUUAUGGAUAUGUUUAUUAAUAACAGUUUAUGUAUUUAUUGUUGCAGUUAGUAGAAUUUAUAUGGGAGUACAUUCUCCAGCAGACGUUAUUGCUGGUGCUUUAUUAGGACUUGUUUCAAUGGCAUUUUUUGAAUUUUUCCCUGAUUUUCCUCAGAAAUGGUAUUUUAUUCCAAUUAUGUUGGUUUGUCAUAUUAUUUUAUUAUCACUUCAUUCUUUGUGUUUUACUAGAUAUACACCAUGUUAUUGGAGGUCAGUUCUUGGAUUUGGUUAUAUUUUAUUAAAUUUUACAAUGGAAGUUUUAAAUUGUCAUGUUUUUGUACCUGAUAUGCCAUCAUAUUCUUGUAUUAUUCAUAGUCCUUUGUUGUUAUUAAAAUGUUUUAUUUUAGGUUUUAGUGUAUCGGGUAUUGGUUAUUUUGUGUUAAAGUUACUUAAAUUAUUAUUUUCUCAUUUACCAUCAUUAUUAGAUUGGUAUAGUGCUAAAGCAAAUAUUAUUCGUAUUCAUUGUCACUUAGACCCUCUUGAAUUUACUCCAGAAAUGAACCAUAAUAGAUUAAUUUAUGCUAAUGAAUUUUUUUCUACUUAUAUAGGUGCUGUAUUUAUUGCUUGGAUGUGUAAGUAUGUUUCUCCUACAGUAGUUCAAAAAACUAUACCAGAAUUAUUUCAACCUGACUUGUGCCUUUAG